GGGGCGGCUUCCACCACUGCUCUAGCGACCGGGGCGGAGGCUUCUGCGCCUACGCGGACAUCACGCUGGCCAUCAAGUUCCUGUUUGAGCGUGUGGAGGGCAUCUCCAGGGCCACCAUCAUCGACCUCGAUGCCCAUCAGGGCAACGGGCACGAGCGGGACUUCAUGGGCGACAAGCGUGUGUACAUCAUGGAUGUCUACAACCGCCACAUCUACCCUGGGGACCGCUUUGCCAAGCAGGCCAUCCGGCGGAAGGUGGAGCUGGAGUGGGGCACGGAGGACGACGAGUACCUGAGCAAGGUGGAGAGGAACAUGCACAAGGCUCUCCGGGAGCACCUGCCCGACGUGGUGGUGUACAACGCAGGCACCGACAUCUUGGAGGGGGAUCGCCUCGGGGGGCUGUCCAUCAGCCCGGGGGGCAUCGUGAAGCGGGAUGAGCUGGUCUUCCGAGUUGUCCGUGGCCUCCACGUGCCCAUCCUCAUGGUGACCUCGGGCGGGUACCAGAAGCGCACGGCCCGCAUCAUUGCCGACUCCAUCCUGAAUCUGUCUGGCCUGGGGCUCAUCGGGCCCGAGUCCACCGGUGUCUCAGCACAGAACGCGGACUCGCUACUGCUGCCUGCAGCGGCGCCCUGACCGCCCUGCCCGCCUCGGCCCCACCCGCCACCCCGUGCCUGCUGCCUGCUCACCAUAUGGGGUGGUGGGGGCGGCCGCCAGUGAGUGUGGAGGUGCAGCGCGUCCCGCACUGGACCGUCGGGGGCCAGGAGUGGAAGAGGAAGGGGGCUGGCAGCGCCUCCACGCGUGCCCCUCGGGUGCCCAGGGUCUCCAGGCCCCCCUGGGCGUGGCCGAGCACAGAGCCUGUGUCCCAGGGAAGGCCCACGCAGGACAAGGGUCCGACCAGGUGCAAGGGGGCCGGCCGUUGGCCAGGAGUGAAAGAGGACAGGCGAGGCCCAGGGGCCGCAUCAGGGGCUGGGCACUUCUGGCUGUUGAGAGGGGCCGACCCGGCCUGGCCGAAGAGGCGCCUCUGUGCCCUGCCUGGGCCUCUGGGUCUUGGGCGUCUCUUCUCCGGCCUCCCAGUGGCGCCGGCAAGACGGCCCGAGAGCGGGGUUGGGUCAGCCUUCCGUGGCUGGAUUCCCCGCCGCCGGGAGGCAAGGGUGGGAGGGGUGCAGGGGUUCUUCCGCCUGGGGUUCCCCUCCAAUAAAGCGAGGUCUGGACCUGC
Messenger RNA from Carlito syrichta (Philippine tarsier), 1215 nucleotides. It is a transcript of the gene HDAC11, whose product is annotated as histone deacetylase 11. The transcript is spliced from 5 exons. The annotation marks the transcript as partial. The record is from RefSeq and is a predicted model, not a curated record. Gene Ontology annotation, molecular function: histone deacetylase activity. Lineage: Eukaryota; Metazoa; Chordata; Mammalia; Primates; Tarsiidae.